Molecule: messenger RNA, 4877 nt
Organism: Porites lobata
Lineage: Eukaryota; Metazoa; Cnidaria; Anthozoa; Scleractinia; Poritidae
Source: the annotation of a GenBank genome assembly
UGGGUUGUCUGUUAUCUUUGACACUAAUCAUAAUUUGUCGCGGGUUCAAUGAACAGGAACGAGCACAGACGAAGAAAUGGAGAUGAACUAUCAUUUGCUCUUUAAAAUUCUGCUUGUUGGAGAUGUAGAAGUGGGAAGAUCUGCUCUACCACAUCCCACAGCGUCUGAGACUCCCUCUUCGACGCCAAAUAUUGGAGUUGAAUUCCUGAAAAAGACCUUAGAAAUCGGUGAGUACAAAAGAUGGAGCUGCGACACUAUUUGUGCCUUUAUAAUGCCUUUGAUAAUGAUUUACAAACAACUCGGCAAUUCAGGCAACUGUUUUUGCUCUACUUGUGGUUUUAUUUGUAUUUUUAUCAGUUCGAAUAACGAAUUGCCCGGUUAUGAGGAAACGCGAGUACAAUAAAACAACAGUUGUUAAUCAGACGGGCGGGAAGUUGGUUCGAUAGCGGAUGUGUUAGCGUUGCGUGUUUAGUUUACAUGUAAAGAUUAGUGUCACCUCAUGCAUUUCUGGCAUUUCUGAGUUCGCUUUUACAAUCUCCAGAAAGAAAGAAAAUCAAACUACAAAUAUGGAACGUAACAGGUCAAGAAAGGUAAGUCUACCAAAUGUUUUAUUUCCUCUGAAUUAUAUAUCGCUGAACAUCUAGCCAACGGGCUCGAGGGUGGACUGGGGCAAAAGUGGAUGAACUAGAUUGCGCAAUGCUGAUUUUUAACACAGGUCACCCAAGGUCAAUUUAAGAAAACGAACGUGACUCUGGCGUCAUAAUCAGGUCAUUUCUUUAUGAUGAUGUCAUCAUCAGCAGCAUCAUCAUCAGCAUCAAAUCCUUUAUUUAAAAACGAUAAGAAUUCAAAAUUAAUUGAUGCACCCUGUCAGGUCGGGUCGUGCGAUAAACAGAAUAAAAGUUAAAAUUGGAUCACUGACAAUACAAAAUUACAAACGAUUGCCCUAAGAAUGAUAUUGGUCAAGAAAUUAAGAGGAGGCACAGAAAAAACUCUUCUUAAGGCACUUAACGUAAAUUGCUCCCGUCAUUUUUAACACGCGAGUUCCGGCUUCUUUUAUAGCUUUCUUUGCCUGUUACAGGCGUUCAAAUAGUUGGGAGCGUCGUAAAUUAAAGAGGGGAGGACGAGGGAGAGCGGCCAAGGAACGGUGUUCCCUCCCUCUCCUCUCCCCCCCCCCCCCUCCCUCGUUUUCAAUUGUUACUUUGCGCCGUUCUCAACAUUUGAAAACCUGGAACAGGCUACAGCUUCCUUUACUUGCAAGCUCGGUAGGGCACAAUAGGGGGUAUACUAGUCCGCUUGAAGUAAUUUAACCUCGGUUAGUAACGUCUACGAAACAUCGCCGAGAUCCUUGUUCUCAGGUCCCCAACGGACACAGCGAAUUACCGGAAGUGUGUUUCGAUUUUCCUUUCAUCCUGGGCCCAGUUGUUCGAAGGCCGAUUAGCGCUAACCCAGGGUUAAAUUUUAACCCUGGGCCGGGUUGUUCGAAGCUGGGUUAAGAUAACCCAGAGUUAGUGCGAACUUUGAACUCAGAUAUUAGAGCUUAAAAUUCAAAUUCAGUUUAAUUCUCUUUGCCUACAAUUUGAUGAUUGGAUACUCUAAAAAGAAUAGAGAAAAUUAUCCGAGAGAGUGCUUUUGAUAACAAGAAAAAGAAAGCCAGGUUAAAAUUUAACCCCGGUUAGUGCUGACCGGCGUUCGAACAACUGGGCCCUUGUCUCUGUUUUUUUUUUUUUUUUUUCAUCAAAAGCAUUUUCUCGGACAAUUUUCUCCAUUCUUUUUAGAGUAGCCAAUCAUCAAAUUGUUGACAAAAAGAAUUAAACUGAAUUUUGCUUUUUAAGAUUUCAUAUCUGAAUUCAAAUUUCGAACUACCCCUUAACCCAGCUUUGAACAACCCGGCCCAGGUUGACAAAUCGACAAUUGCUUUUAUUAACAGGCCAGUCAUGGCCCGUACUCCAAUCCUGGUAAACAGCUGGGGGCCCUGAGCAAGGAUUUCGGGGCUGUUUCGCAGACGGACUUAAUCAGAGUUUAGUUUAGACUACGGGGCAGGCGAGGGGUAUAACUUAUACCAGAGGUUCUAAGUAACAGACUGACAGCCACUAGAACUAGUCAUGAGAGAGAUUAAUAACGUUUAUUAUUCAUUCAAAACAUUUCCCCAAUUCUGAUUGGCUAAAAGCACAGGCAUAAUACACCAUAACCAGUUACUGAUGACAAAAUUUGGAAGAAUUUUGUGUUUAACGAGGAAAUGACGUCAAAAAUGCAGCCUUUUACCGGUUAAUGCACCGUUAACCGAGAAGAUCUGGGAACGAGGUUGAGUUGUUUUCGUUGUGAAAACUAAAAUGGGGGACACUUCACUCGUUUCAAGAGUAAGAACUACAGCUGGAACUAGGCGAAAUAAUGGCUGAAAACAUAGCAAAAACAGCAAGAAGACAACUCGGAGUGCGACACGUCUGCUAUUUGGAGAAUAUUUGCGGAGCUGGACAAACCUAAACGUACACCAUCGAAGAUAAACUUAACAUCGAUGCAGGUAAGCAUGUUUAAGCUAUGCUUUUAAAGAGGGAAUUAUUUUGAAUGAAUAAUAAAGCAAUUAAUGAAUUCGGCUUUCGUAGGAUAUGAAGAAUUAAGCAGAUCUCGGAGGCCGAGGUGGAUAGCACCCUCCUCGAUCUGCCUAAUUCUUCAUAUCCUACGAACGCCGAAUUCAUUAAUAGGGAGCUUAAGCAAAGGCGUUUUUGAGCGACGGACGUCAACCGGAAGUGAGGUAUUUUCCCUCUUAACAUGCCUUGAUGAUAUAAAAUUUGUAUUCCUUAGCUUCUUUACUGUUAUAGAGGAGAUUUGACUGAAAAUUUGAGCGAAACCACCGUCAAAAAAUCAAAAAAGGCCACUUCCGGUUGACGUGCGUCGCUCAAAAACGUUGUUGCUUAAGCUCCCUAAUCGCUAAUUACGCCAAACGGCAAGCAUGAAUUUGCACCACGUGACCAAGUUUAAUUGUCGUUUACUGUUAAUUACUUAUACUCAAAAAUAAGUAGUUUCACGCCAGUUGUAUCCAUAAGAAUUGCUCUGAGCCGUUUUUAUCUGCUCAGUUUCUAUUCUGAGAAAUUCUCAACUUGAAUCUGACGUUUGCCAUAAACGUGACUCUUAGUCUUUCUAUUACUACGGGCUCCACUCUCGCGUAAAUAUAACUCAAAAAUACUUUUUAAAUUUAGCUCCCAGGCCUUGACUCCAAGUUAUUACCACGGCACACUUGGCUUUAUCCUCGUGUAUGACAUCACAGAUGACGCAUCUUUUAACCGCAUCAGUAAUUGGUUAAGCAUCAUCGAACAGAACGCCAGUGAAAAAGACUUUCAAAAACUACUGUUUGCAAACAAGUCGCGCUGCUGGUGCGAAGAGUUAAGGACAGUCACUACGGAGAGAGGAGAACUAUAUGCUCGAGAACAUGGAAUGAGAUUUUUUGAGUCAGAUAACCUGGAUCAGGCCAUAAGUUUGAUAACACAAGACAUCUUAAAGAAAGAUCAAGAACAGCCCGCAAUGAAACUGCUCUGUGACAUUAAUAAAUAAUUAAUGAUAUUUUGAAAUGUAGACUACGAGUAGUCCCCCAUACAUUUUUCUCUCUCCCCGCCGCGUGAGGCCUUUUCUCGCGUGGGGUGAUUUUCACGCACGCUCGCGUUUCGCUCGCUCUACUACCCCGAGGAAAAAUGGGGGACUACUCGUAGUCUAUUUGAAAUGCAACGGAUAGGUAGUGGUAUCAGGUAAAAGGAAGAUCUAUGUAUCUAUCAAAAACUAUCUAAAGUAACUUGAAGGUGUUUUUAUUUAACAUCAGCGGCUCCUCAUACUAGAUAUUAAAACAAUUGUUAAAAAGACUUCUACAGUGGAACCUCGAUACAGUGAAGGGCCAAGAGACUGAUAAAAUGUAUUCGCUGUAAGGAGGUUCUUUUCCAUAUAUUUUACUAUUACUGGGGUUAGCUAAGGAAUAUUUACCAAUUAUUCCUCGAGCCCGAAUAGAGUCUGACUCAAUAGCCCCGAGGUCGAAGUAGUUUUAGUAAAAUCCAACUAGUUCGUCAAAAAUAUCGAGACAAAACAACUUUAGCUAGCAAAACGCUAUUCAGCUGCCAUUGUUUUGGUUUUCAAAGCCGGCGCUUUUCGCUACUAGCGGGCUAUAACAUAUAGUCUAGUAGUAGCUCAACAAAUCAGAACACAGCAUUGAUAAUAGACCGCCAUGCCAGUUGAAUGUUACUAACGUUUGUUGUACCGAGAGCUUCGUUAUAUAGAGGUUCGCUAAAUCGACGUUACACUGUACAGGGUCAGACCUUUACCUGAGAAAAAAGAAACGACAUUUCACAAUGGCACUAAUGGUUUCCCAGCGAAAUGACUUCCGAGAAACGAGCGUAGAAAUUCCGUACUGAUGACGCGUCACUAUUCCGAUCUCGGAAGUGCUUCUCAUUGGUCGUGCGGCGUGGAAAAUUUGUUUCAGCCAAUCAGAAGCGCUACCCAAAUCUGGGUGGUGAUACGUCGUUAGUAUGGAAUUUCUGCGCUAGUUUCUCAAACGUCAUUUGCGGGGAAACCACUAGUGGCGUAGUGAAAUGCCGGCUGUUCUCUCAAGCUAUUUAUUUUAAACAUUGUUUGCCGGUGCAGUUUUAUGUGUGAAAUCAUGAAGAUGAAUUCAUUCUUUCAUCUAAAAAUACUGAUGCAUCAGUCAAUGAAAUUCCGGACUCCGGAAAAAAGCAGGGUUUAAGCACGUCCAAAGCAGGGACUUGAUGUACAAGUAACAACGCUAAAUUUGGCCUUAAGAAGCGGAGCAAUGAAGAAAAUGUACGUCUGUUUACAGAUGUUACUGAAUUUAUGUAGCAAUCACAAUAUUAUAUAGAUGGAGAAUGUCGCAAUAAAAAUUG